CAUGUACGACGCGAGUCACCACGGCUACUACCUGGUCCAGGCCAUGCGGCUGGGGGUGGAGGAAAUCAACAACUCCAGCCGCCUCCUGCCCAACGUCACUCUGGGGUAUGAGAUCUACGACACCUGCUCGGCAUCCUCCAACAUGUACGCCACGCUGAGCGUCCUCUCCCAGGGUGGCGGAGAGGGCUGCUGCGGUGCCCGGCAGCUGGUGGUGGCUGCCAACUACACCCACUCCCUGCCCAAGGUUGUGGGCGUCAUCGGGCCAGACACCAGUGAGAAUGCUUUCACGACAGCCAGUCUGCUGGGCGUCUUCUGCAUGCCAGAGGUAAGCCCCCGAAGGGCGGUGGGACUUAGUGGAUUAGGAGAGCCGUCUCCCACUCUGUGCUUUCUCCAGACGUGGUUGGACUACAGCUUCCCCACUAUCCACAGUCAGCAUAGCCAGGCCCAGGAAUGAAGAAAAUUAUUGGGGGGUGAACAGGCACCAGCAGCUGCCCAGAGAUGUCAGGGGGUUGGUGCCAGCCUGCUCUUCCUGGUCUCUGUUUUAGGCUGUUGAUAGCAUGUUUCACAACUGUCUCGUUGAGAUUCCUGCAUCGCAGGGCCAGCUGAGCCUUUUGAGUCCCUUCCAAUUCUGCAAUUCUGCCUUAUUUUUCUCACACAUUUUCCCCCAAAGCAAAUUACCCUCUUUGCUGGUGCAGGAGAGAUCACUGCAAAGUAAAAGCGACGCAGUCCACUGGGAAGUUGUGUUGGGGAGAGGUUCCUGCCGGAUCAUGUCCGUGAAAGCGUAGAUUAGGCAGAAGAGAGCCUUCAGGAAAUGUUGGGGAGGGCAAGGGCGGUGAAUUGAAGCAGAGGGAACCUCGGACUGACGAUAAAAGAUGUCUGAGGAGCCCUGUAUGACUGGUGACUGCUAGCUAGGAGACACACGUCCCACCGGUGGCUCUGUUUCCAUCAGUGAUGUACCUGGAGCAAGCUUGUUUUCUGCUGCUCCAGAGGGCAGGACCUGAACUCAUGGAUUCAAAUGACAAGGAAGGAGGUGCCAUCUGAAAAUUAGGAAGAACUUUCCGAGGGCGAGAGCUGAUUGACAAAGGAGCGGACGCCCUUGGAAGGUGGUGGACUCUCCUUCCUUGUAGCUUUUCAAACAGAAGGUGGCUGGCCAAUUGUCAAGGGAGUCUUUAGCUGCUGUUCCUGGUUUGCAGGGGGUUGGACUAGAUGAGCCUUGCGGGUCCCUUCCAACUCACAGAACUGUUUCCAUCUCCCCAUCCAGCUGCAUCAGGGGUGAGGGGAUGUCUGUGGCCCUGCAGCUGUUGCUCCCAUCAUCUCUGGCCAUGCUGGGAACAGAGAAGGGGUUGCUGUUGGGAGUUAAACUUCAGCAACAUCUGGAGGACCCGAUGUAUGUCAAGAGCAGUUGCCUCCUUCCUGCCUUGCUCUCUCUCUUCCCAGGUCAGCUACGAAGCCUCCAGUAAGAAGCUCAGCAACAAGAGAGUCUUCCCUUCCUUCCUACGCACCAUCCCCAGCGACCAGCUGCAGGUGGACGCCAUGGUGCGCCUGCUGAAGACUUUCGGGUGGACCUGGGUCGCGGUGGUGGGCAGCGACAACAACUACGGGCUCCAGGGCCUGCAGAUGCUGCACGAAGCAGCCCCCCAGGAGGGCAUCUGCUUCGCCUACCAGGGUGUCAUCCCCGCCAGCAGCGCAGAGGUGGCCCGCAUGGUCCUGGAGGUGGUGGCCUCUGCCGCCAACGUGGUGACCGUCUUCGCGAACAAGCGCAGCGCCCUCCUGUUCCUCUGGGAGGCCGCCCGGCAGAACGUGACCGGGAAGGUGUGGCUGGGCACGGAAGACUGGUCCUUGGCCACGGAAAUCUGGAAGAUCCCCGGUGUUCAGGGCAUCGGCACGGUCCUCGGGGUAACCAUCCACCAGGCACGCCUCUCGGGGAUGAAGGCGUUUGAAGCAGCUUUUGCCGCAUCAGAGGAAGCGGGUGCCCACAGGGGUGACGCUGGCUCAUGUCGGAAUUGCAAGGAAAGGUGCAGCCAGCGAUUUUCCCGGUUCCGCAAGCUGCCCGACAGGCAGGUGCCGUCACCCUACGACACACAAGGAGCGUUUAGUGUGUACUCAGCGGUGUACGUCAUGGCACAUGCCCUCCAUCAUCUGCUGGGCUGCCAAACUGGUGUGUGCCAAAAGGGCACCGUCUAUCCGUGGCAGGUAAACCUCCCCAUCUCUCUCUGUCUCUGUCUCUGGGCAUUUAUCCGGCAGGGACAGUGCCAAAAUGGCAUUCCUGCUGCGGUAAGAGUGGGGUCUCUCCAUGGAAAAAGCAGGUGCCAGCCAGGGGUGGCUAACCUGUGGCUUUACAGAUAUUGCUCAACUCCAGCUCUCAUCAGUCCCAGCCAGCAGGAUUCAUGGAAGAUGGAGGCUGCAACAUCUGUAGGGUGCCACGGUGCUUAUCCCUGCUCUGUGUUUUCCUGGAAUUCCAGGAUGCCGAAGAAAACAGAAUAACAGCUGAGAUUUCUCUGCAUGAUAUACUCUUAGCGCCUAUGCCACACCAUCUCUCCAGCUGAGCAUGCUCUGAUGGGCAUUGGGGGUAUGUGAGCUGAGAUAGCUCACUUGGUAGAGCAUGAGACUCUUAGUCUCGUGGGCAUGGGUUUGAGCCCCAUGUUGGGCAAAAUAUUCCUUCAUUGCAGGGGGUUGGACUAGAUGAACCUCAAGAGUCCCUUCCAACUCUAUGAUUCAUCUUGUUAGAGGGUGACCCAGGAGACAGCAGCCCCCAAGUCGCUUGCACUGGGCCCUGGAUCUCUUGCCCUUUCCCGUUCGGGUUUGGGGUGUGGAAAAUUGCAGAAUCCAUGGGGAGUUUCCAGGAUCAAAAAAUGGAAGGGGAGUUCGUCCAGGGAAUGGGACCAUUUGGUUCAUCCAGCUUGGGGAUCUUCCAGCAAAACAAGGCCCCAUGCAUUCAAUUUUAAACAUGGGGCGUUUCCACACUGCAGACUUAAAACUGGUUUAGCAGUUAAUUCCUUCUCCCCAGAGAAACUCUGGAAAAUACCUCCAAGUCGACAGUUUGGUAAUAUCUUUGGACCAACCCACAAGAACGUGGCGAGCUCUAGAGUCCUCCAGAAUGCCUCACCAGAUGAGAUGUACUGGGGCUGACAUGAGUUGUAGUGCAGAACAUCUGAAGGAUAUUAGGUUAGGGUUGGCUGGAUUAGUCUGUCUGUCUCUUUGCUGCAGCUCCUGAAGGAAGUGAAGCGGGUGAACUUCAGCCUGAACCACAGACAGAUUUAUUUUGACACCAAUGGAGACCCCUUGGUUGGCUACGACCUGGUCUUGUGGACAUGGGCUGGGCAGGAGUGGAACUACACCGUGGUGGGCUCCUUUGACAGGAACCCGGACCGCCUGAGCAUCCACAAGGACAGGCUCCUUUGGCACACAGAGGAUAAUCAGGUAAGGAGGCACACACAGAGGAGCGGGAGGCUCAUACACCCAGGGAAGAUUCUUACUGUUGAGAUCUAGCCACCACCCAUGACGUUGGUCUGCCUGGAAUUCCCCUUGCCAGGGGAAAAUGGGAGCGAGCAACCCAUUCUACUACAGGGGGGUUGUAGCAUUGGCUCAUGGGGGCACUUUGGGUCCACCUACACCCCUUGACACCAACGCUCCUCCUCCCGCCCAGGUCCCUGACUCCGUGUGCUCCAAGGAAUGCGGCACGGGGGAGCAGAAGGUGCAGCAGGGCAUGCACCAAUGCUGUUUCCACUGCGUGGGCUGCUCUCCAGGAACCUUCCUGAACAGAAGCGGUGAGUGAAUUGUCAGCAGGCAGGGCAAGGCCAGGCCAGCACCAGAGUCAGAAGCAGGCGGGCAGAGGCAAUUCAACUCUCCUGCUUCCUGCCUCUUUAAACCCAUGGCCUCCAUGGCUUCAGGCUGGCUCUGCCCCCUUGCUGUCUCCCCACAGGGCCAACGCCUCUGAGGUCACAUGGCUUCCUAAUCCCAAAGCCCAAGCCUUGCAUGGUGUUCCUGAGCUUUUGAGGUUUGGGGCCAGGGUUUGUGGUCUCACCUGCAUCCUCUAGGAGGAAGCCAUGGCCAAGCGGCCCAUGACCAGAAGCAGGAAGCUCUCUUGCAAAGCACUCGGAGGGAUGGAGAAACAUGGAAAUGUGCUGGAGCCACAGAGUGUUCGCUCAUGCUAGCCUGAGGGGUGAUGGCAGUGGCAAAAAAAGGAGAGUUUUGUACCCGGUAUACCUUUAAAGCACAUUCUUUCCCUCGGGAAAUACUGGGCACCUUAGUUCACCCCUUCACAAAGAUACAAUGUCCAGCAGACCUAAAAAAAAACCCUACAGGCCUCAGGGGGAGAAUGUGCUUCAGAUGCGUUUUUAUUUGCUUUUCAAUUUAUUUCUAAAUGUGACUGGUUUUAGAUGCUUGUAACUGUCUUUGGAAUGUUUUAAUCUUAUAUAUAUAUAGUCUGCUUUCUUGUUUCAAAUGGUCCACCUGUUUGCUACCAAUUUGUAGAAGCAGGUGCACUUUUAGGACCCUGAGCGAACUAAGACGGUGGGUGGGCGAGGUCUAGAAGUUGGGGUGGGGAGGAAGGGGACGGGUUCAAGAGAUGCAGGGAUGAGUGCCAAAGACCCAGGACCUCCCCCUAAUAACACUCUUGCACGCUGUAAUAUCAGGAGAGCACUUCCAGAGUGCAACACACACAGACGGCGAGGCACUGCAGCAGAUAGGUGCACUAAGGCUGAGCUGUGUUGAUGGGAGGAAAGGCAACGUUCUUGCAGCCGGGAAUCCAGGAUUAAUUAUUUCAUAGAAUCAUAGAACUGGAAGGGGACGCAAGGAUCAUCUAGUCCAACCCCCUGCAAUGCAGGAAUCUUUUGCCUGGCAUGGGGCUCAGACUCACAACGCUGACAUUGAGUCUUGUGUUCUUCCAGCUGAGCUAUCCCAGUUGGUUAUUGCAUAUGUAUCCUAGGCUUUUCUCCAAGCACCUCAAGGUGGUAUACACAUUAUUCUGCUCCUCCUCCUUUAACCCCACAACAACCCUGUGAGGGAGGUUAGGCUGAGAGGCAGCGGCUGGCUCAAGGUCGCACCCAGCUGGCCCAGCGGAGGUUUGAACCCUGGUCUGCCAGGUCCUUGUAGUCAAACUCUCUAACAACUACACUGCAGCGGCCGUCCUGUUGGCUGCCCCCCAGAGAUCCCAGGGAUGGGGAUAACGUGGCUUCCAGCUGCCUCCGCUGACUAGCCCUGCUGCCCCACAGAUCCGUACACCUGCCAGAAGUGCCAGAAGGACCAGUGGGCGCCUGACAGAAGCGAAGCCUGCUUCGACCGCACCGUCAUCUUCAUGCUGUGGGACGACCCCAUCUCCGUGGCCCUGUUGGCAGCCAACACCCUCCUGCUGCUGCUGGUGGCCGGGACCACAGGCGUCUUCGUGCGGAACCGCCACACGCCCGUCGUGAAGUCGGCUGGCGGUUGGAUGUGCUUCGCCAUGCUGGGCUCCCUGGCCUGCGCCAGCCUCAGCCUCUACUGCUUCUUCGGGGCCCCAGGGCACUUUGUCUGCCUUCUGAGGUUGUCGGUGUACAGCACCUGCCUCACCGGGUGCCUCUCGUGCAUGGCGGCGCGCUCGGUGCAGAUCGUCAUCAUCUUCAAGAUGGCGGCCAGGGCUCCGGGCCUGUAUGGGGCCUGGCGGAAGUACCACGGCUCCGGCCUGCUCAUAGGAGCCAUCACUGGGCUGCAAGGCACAAUGGUCCUCACCUCCCUCACCAUCAGCCCACCGGCUCCCUACAAGAACUACGAGGCCUUUGAGGAGCUGAUUCUCCUGGAGUGCAGCCAGGGCGACACGAUCCCCGUUUUCUGGAUGAUCUUCAACAGCCUGCUGGGCGUGGCUUGCUUCACCAUCAGCUACGCGGGGAAGGACCUUCCCAACAGCUACAACGAAGCCAAGUGCAUCACAUUCAGCAACCUCAUCUACUUCGUCUCCUUCAUCACGUACACCACCGCCGCGAGCAUCUACAAGGGCAAGUACCUGGCGGCUAUCCACAUCGCCACCCUCCUCUGCACCCUCGCCGGGAUCUUCGGGGGCUACUUCGCCCCCAAGGCCUACGUCAUCCUCUUCCACUCCCAUCUCAACACCAACCAACACUUCCAGAUGUCCAUUCAGAGCUACACAAAGAGGGUGAACGCAGCAGGCUGAGCGGCGGGAAGGUCAGGCGGCCAAGGCGAGAUGGGUUUCGCCGUAUCGGUUUCACAUUUUUUCGGUCUUAUGUUCCGUUCUGUACAAUUCCACACCAAUUUUUUCUUCUUAUUUACACAAAAGGAAUCCUCGUGAAUUCUAGUGCCAUUUGCCUUCAUACGGUACAACUGUGUGCAAUUAACUUGCACAAUUUGAAAGCCGGCUGGUUGAAAUCCCACAGAUUAAGCACAGGGAAGGUGGAGAGCUUAAAAGCUCCUUUUGCACCGGGUUUUCCUGGAGCAGAAAGUUUUUAAAAGCCUUGCUUACCAGGCUCUGGGAUGCUCUCAGGAGAUUUUCUGGGAAUCCAUUUGCCCCCACAGGAGCACCCCAGAGCUCUCUGCUUUGCUUGAAAGGUAAAGAUGGUUGCAUGAGGGUGGUUUGGCAUACAAUGGAACCUUGGUUCUUGGAUGGCUUAGUUGACGAACAAAUCGGCUCCCAAACGCAGAAAACCCCAAAGUAAGUGUUCCGGUUUCCAAACGUUUUUUGGAAGCCGAAUGUCCGAUGCGGUUGUUGGCUAUUGUUUCCAGGACACCUGCGCUAAUUGGAAAGGUGCACCUUGGUUUUCGAACGUCUUGGGAGUCGAACGGAUUACGUUUGAGAACCAAGGUUCCACUGUACGUGUUUUUGCACAUGCGAACUACAGUAUCCCCAGAAUGUAACCCCGGCAUAAGAUGCAAAACACUACAAAUUCUAUGAUUCUAUGAUUCAUACCGUGUACACGUCUUCGUAUGCAAUUUUGCUAAGAUAACGUAUUUUCCUGCAAAACGAUUUCCCUUAUAUAAUGCACUUUUGCAAGUUAUUUUCAUGGAUAUACACACUUACAUGCAGUUUUGAACACACUGCUUGGCUGGAGAACUGCAUUGCAAGAUUUG
This is a messenger RNA of Podarcis lilfordi (Lilford's wall lizard), 7056 nucleotides long. NCBI's taxonomy places the organism in Eukaryota, Metazoa, Chordata, Lepidosauria, Squamata, Lacertidae. The record is from the annotation of a GenBank genome assembly.